This is a messenger RNA of Sitodiplosis mosellana (orange wheat blossom midge), 798 nucleotides long. RefSeq lists its product as uncharacterized. The record is from RefSeq and is a predicted model, not a curated record. Lineage: Eukaryota; Metazoa; Arthropoda; Insecta; Diptera; Cecidomyiidae. The transcript is spliced from 2 exons. The coding region runs from base 7 to 798 and encodes 263 amino acids.
GACGCUAUGGAAGUUGAUUUUGGAGAAAGUUCACAAUCAGCAGGUGUACAAAAUGUUCCACCACCACUAACAUACACUCCCAGAUACAAUACUGAAAACUAUGCUAUGAUGUGUGACAGAUUUGGUGUGCAUGAUAGAAUGGCAUCAGCAUUGGCAACAGCUCUGAUGGACGACCUGGGCGUAAAAGAUGCUUGUGGCAAUCCUAUCAUCAUGGAUAAAAGUAAAAUUCGUAGAGAAAAGGAAAAAUGGAGACAAGAAGCGCUUCGUAAGCGGUAUGAUGGCUCAAAUUUGCUGGUAUUUUCAUUCGACGGCAGGAAAAAUGAUGCUCUAACUUUAGAAAAAAUUGAUGAGAAGUGGCAUACAAGGAUGGUAAAAGAACCUCAUCUAGUUGUUUUGAGGGAACCACAUUCUCAAUUGAUAGGCUACACAAAAUUGGAAAAUGAAUCUGCUGAACACAAAGUCGACCAAUUAAGCGAUGUUUUCCGAGAAAAACAACUGUCUCUGGAUUCAUUAUUUGGUAUAUGCUCUGAUGGUGAACCAACAAAUACUGGCAUACACGGUGGAGUUUUGCGACUAUUCGAAAAACAGUUAAAGAGACCACUGCACUGGUUUGUGUGCCUUCUGCACUUUAACGAGCUUCCGUUUAGACAUUUGUUUGACACUUUGGAAAAAUCAUCCACCACUGGACCACGAUCAGCUACCGGAAAGUUGAGCACACAAAUUGCUGAUUGUGAAAAACUUCCGGUGGUACCAGAUUUUGAGAAAAUCGCACUGAAAAUAUGCCUCCUGGUGAAAUAG